CCGGGGAAAGUGGCCGAGAGCUUUCCAGUUACUGCUCCUCCGAGGAGAGCGAGAUCAAUAUCACCAGCGACGAGGAGCAAAAAGAGAAUGGCAGCGCCCUCCUAGCGCCCAGACCUCUCUGGGGGACAGAGCCGCCAUCGGUAGGAGAAGUCGUUUGCUACGUUUGCGGCUCCCUCUUGACGUCUACUUCCCAGCACAGGAUUCACGUGCAAAAGCAGGAGAAAGCCUCUAAGGCGCCUUUCUUCCCCUUCCUGUGGUUGCACAGCCCUCCUCCGGGGGCUUUACCCAUCAGCACCGCUGGUAGCACCUUAGUGUGUUCUUGCUGCUUCGCUUCCCUCAUGCAGCAGUGGCAAAGCUUUGAGUUGGCCAACGUGCCUGUCCUGCAGCGGCUCUAUGUAGUACCUCUGAACGCUGUAGCCCCCAAGGCUAAGAGGGAGACUCUUCCAAGAGAGGAGGUACUGCCUGGACCCCUGCAGCUUCUCCAGGAAGCAUGUUACCUCUGUGGGGAGGAUUGCACCAAGGAUGGCCGGUCAGUCUCUGCCAAGAUCACCAACGGCAAUGCCAAAACAACCAUGCACUUCCCCUUCCUCAGCCUCCUUCCUUGCCCUCCCAAUGCCAAAGGUCUCAACAAGCACUGGGAGGUCCAUAGCUGUCGGAAAUGUUAUGGUGUGCUGCAGGACCUAUGGGCCAUGUACCGGGCUUGCCACAAUGAGGAGUUCAUCACUUCGGUGCAGAGCUUCCUGGGCAGGUAUCACCAGGUCUUUUCAGCUGGGGAGUCCAACAGCAUUGCCCGGCAUCCUGGUUUGGCCAAAGUGGGCUUGGUGUCCAUUUGCUACAUCUGUGGAGCUGAACUGGGAGCAGGGAAGGAGUUUCACAUCAGUGUCAACCCUCCAGGCCGCUUUGGCGAGAAGGAGCCAUUCUUCCCAUUCCUCACAGUUUACCCACCAGCUCCUCGGGCUAGGCCUGUCGAUUCAACUGGAAUAGUGGCCACAUGUGUGCUCUGUUACCAUGAUCUCUUGGGGCAGUGGAUGCAGCAUGAAAGCAACCAUUCCCCCCAUCCAAGCAGCGCCUGGUCCAGGCAGUACAAAGUGGAGACUUUUGUCUGCUUCUUCUGCAGGCAAGAGAAGAAACGAUGCCUUGGAUUAAAAGCGGUGCAAGUUGCCAGGCUGCCAGUGUUCCUGUGCUCUUUACGGGUGCCUAGCAGCUUGCUGGUGGAUGACGGUAAGCAGCUGACCAUCGGAGCAUGCGCUGAGUGUUCCGUACUGGUGCUGGCUGGCAAAAACACAGUGUCCAGAGAUCUCUUUGCAGCACCUGCAAUGGCACCAGCUUCUCUCCAAAAGGCAUCUGCUUUUCCUCUAGAGGCACCUGCUCUGAAACUAGUUGCCAGUGAGGCUGCCCAACGCCCAUCGGGCCCCGUGGAAAGCACAGCUGUGGGGAACGGAGCUGCUCAGGAUUACAGGGCUGGUUUGGAUGUGGACGGUGCAGCUCAAACAGCUACAAGCAUGAGCCAUGAGCCAAAGUCACCUUCUCUAGGAAUGCUUUCAACAGCGACCCGGACUACCGCCACCGUCAGCCCCCUGACCCCAUCUCCUCUCAAUGCCUCCCUUGUGCCCAGUGGCAGCCCGGCAGCCAACAGCACUUUGUCAGUCCAGUCCGCACCCUCUUCCAGCUUUGCCGCCGCCCUGCGCAAGCUUGCCAAACAGGCCGAGGAACCCAGAGGGUCUUCAAUAAGCAGCGAGUCUUCUCCUGUUUCCUCACCGGCCACCAACCACAGCUCCCCUGCAAGCACUCCCAAGCGAGGACCAAUGGGGCCCCUGAUUGUCCCACCAGGAGGGCACAAUGUGCCGAACACACCUCCGGUUGUGACCAUUGCACCCACCAAAACUGUGAAUGGCGUCUGGAGGAGUGAUGGGCGACAGCAAGAAGCCGGGUCACGAAGCAGCGGCGGAAACAGCAGCAGCAACAGGGACCGCCUGAUGACUGAGGCCCCGUUACCCCAGGAGAAAGCCAGUGGCCCAACAGUCCCUUCUCACUUGCUGGGGACGCCUUAUUCCUUUGGGAUCCCUCCGAACUCCAUCGUCCAGGACUCUCGUUUCCCACCUCUCAACCUCCCACGGCCUGUCCACCAUGUGGUGCCUCCCAGCGCAGUCACAGAAGACUACCUGCGGAGCUUCCGGCCCUACCAUACAGCUGAAGAGCUUCGCAUGUCCUCCCUGCCUCCCAUUACUCUGGAUCCAGCCACAGCUGCUGCUUACUACCACCCCAGUUACCUGGCUCACCAUCCUUUUCCUCACCCAGCCUUCAGGAUGGAUGACUCAUACUGCCUCUCAGCUCUACGCUCACCUUUCUAUCCAAUUCCAACUCCUGGUUCACUUCCACCACUUCAUCCAUCAGCCAUGCACCUCCACCUGUCUGGAGUGAGGUACCCCACCGAGUUGUCUCAUUCGUCUCUCUCUGCCCUUCAGUCCGAACGCAUAUCCAGCCUGACAGCAGAGAGGCUGCAGAUGGAUGAGGAGCUGCGGCAGCGGGAGCGAGAGAAGGAGCGAGAACGGGAAGCUGAUCGCGAGCGCGAGAGGGAACGGGAGCGAGAACGGGAGCGGGAGAAGGAGCUGGAACGGGAGCGGGAGAAAGAGAGGGAACGGGAACGGGAGCUGGAGAGGCAGCGAGAAAGAGCCCGGGAGAAAGAGCAGAGCAUUGUCAAAGCCAUGGAAGGCCCCUUCUUACCAGUGUCAGAGUUGCACGGACUGAGGAGUCACCCACCAGAAGAGCGUGUCAAACCAUCUGAGCAGCUAACGCCAAACCGAGCAGAGAAGCCCAAGGACUCUUCUGCUAUCCAGACCCCCAAGCCAGUCCAGCAUCCUUUGCACUUGUCGUCUGCCUCGCACCAUCCCGUGCCCAGCCUCAUUUCCAACCACAGCAUCUUCCCCCUGCCUGGCAGCAGCACAGCCACAGCGCUCCUCAUCCAGCGCACCAAUGAGGAAGAGAAGUGGCUGGCGCGGCAGCGGCGGCUACGGCAGGAGAAAGAAGACCGCCAGUCCCAAGUGUCGGAGUUCCGGCAGCAAGUUCUGGAGCAGCAUUUGGAUAUUGGGCGCCCGCCCGGCCAGAUGGAGGCUGAGCACCGGCCAGAGAACCCCAGAUCGGGACCAAACCGCCCUGAACCAAGUAGUCGAGACCAACCGCAGCAUUUUGGAGGCCCCCCUCCGCUUAUCUCUCCUAAGCCUCAGCACCAUCCUGUCCCCACUUCCCUCUGGAACCCUGUCUCCUUGAUGGACACUUCUGAGGCACGAAGGAUACAGGAAAGCCACCCUCUCCCAAGCCACAGCACCCAGUAUGAGUCCAGUCGGCAAGCCAUCCCCCUUGUGAAGGUCGAGCGGGUGUACUGUCCAGAGAAACUCGAGGAAGGGGCUAGGAAAAGAGAAGCCCUGGAGAAGUUCCAGCCUCCUCGGGACCCUGGCGGGGCAGAGCAUAGUGGCUUUUCCCAUGGGCCCUUCUUAGCAGAACUGGAAAAGUCCACACAGACCAUAUUGAACCAGCAGAGGGCCUCCCUCUCACAGGGUGGGCAGUUGGUUGACAUGAGCUUGAACGCCAAGCCAGGCUCACCCUAUCGGCAUCCAUUACCCAGAAGCCAUGACCCCAUGUAUGUUUACGACGAGUUCUUGCAACAGCACCGGAAGCUGGUCAGCAAGCUGGACCUGGAGGAGAAAAGGCGGAGAGAAGCCCAGGAGAAAGGUUACUACUAUGAUCUGGAUGACUCUUACGAUGAGAGCGAUGAAGAGGAAGUGCGAGCCCACCUGCGAUGUGUUGCAGAGCAACCCCCAUUAAAGUUGGACACCUCCUCUGAGAAACUGGAGUUCCUACAGCUUUUUGGACUGACCACCCAACAACAGAAGGAGGAGCUGCUGACUCAAAAACGGAGGAAACGGCGGAGAAUGUUGCGAGAGAGGAGCCCCUCGCCACCUAGCGUCCAGAAUAAACGCCAGACGCCCUCUCCUCGUUUUGUGCUCUCAACACGUUACAGCCCUGAUGAAAUGAACAAUAGCCCAAACUUUGAGGAGAAGAAGAGAUUCCUUACCACCUUCAAUUUAACCCACAUCACUGCUGAGAAACGGAAAGAUACAGAGAAGCUGGUGGAGAUGUUCCAUGCCAUGAAACAGAAAAGUGCCUCCACAGCAGUAUCAGUGAAAACAUCCCCACGGGACAGUCCUAGUAGCGUCCAACCUGAGCCACAAGUACAGCAAACUGCUGUGGAUUCAGAGAAACCAGUCAGCAUUGCUGCUGCUUCGCUGCCAGACUCUCAGAAGACAGCUGAGCCCAGCAGAAUGGAACAGCUGCGACCGCAUGAGUUUCCAAGGUCCAAGGAGCCGGCUCCUAUCUCUGCAGAGAAGCCUAAGUUGAGCGAUGGGCACAUGGCCAAGAAAAGCCUGAGCAUCCUUAACUAUGUCCGAAGUUCUUUGCCGAAGGACAUCCCUGUGCCGUUAUCACACAGUAUGAAUGGGAAGAACAAGCCAUGGGAGCCCUUUAUAGCCGAGGAGUUUGCACAUCAAUUCCACGAGUCUGUGCUGCAGUCCACACAGAAAGCGUUGCAGAAACACAAAGGAAAUGCAGUGGCACACUCCGCAGAGCAGAACCACAAAGUUGAUGCCUCCAUUCAUUAUAACAUUCCGGAGUUGCAGACUUCAAGUUGGGUGUCUCUGCCACAGCAGAAUGGCCAGAAAGACUCUCAGCAUAAGGGUUUCAUACCCCCAGAGCAUGAAAAGGUCUCUGACUCAGAAGAGGAGGAGGAGGAGGAGGAGGAGGAGGAAGAGGAGUAUCCCAGACCCAAAUGGCAGGGGAUUGAAGCCAUCUUUGAGGCUUACCAAGAACAUAUAGAAGAGCAAAAUUUGGAACGACAAGUGCUGCAAACCCAGUGCAGACGCUUGGAGGCCCAGCACUACAAUCUCAGUCUGACUGCAGAACAACUAUCGCACGCUAUGACGGAACUAAGGAACCAGAAGCAGAAGAUUGUCUCUGAAAGGGAACGACUUCAGGCCGAACUAGAUCACUUGAGAAAGUGCCUUGCGUUGCCUGCAAUGCAGUGGUCUAGAAGUUACUUCAAGGGGUAUCCCAGGUGACACUCCCUUGUACUAGGCCGAACAUAUAGUAUAGAAAUAAUAAUCUAUUUUAUUACCUGGAAUAUUUAAUAUUUUUCACUGGGAGGUUUGAAGCUUAAAAAUAAAAGAGAAUGUGCCAUGCAUGGAGCAAUGGACCGUGGAAUCCAGGAAAAUCCAAACCCAUCUCUUGAAAAGAUGCAACUGAAUCUUUUUAAGCCUGCGAGUAACUUGCUUAGAAGGACUCUAGUUUUGGUUGAAUUUGAAAGGGUUAUUUUCCUUCUGCUUCCUCUUCUGCCUUUUUAAAAUACUGUUUUUAAUCCAGAGAUUCCACCAAUGACACUAACAUCCAUCUCCCGUUGAAGGGGCCGGGAUUAUCUCCAUACAUAUGCUCCUUUUUGUUGCCAUAUAAGUUCAAUUGCUAUACUUUGGAAUCUGCCCAUUUUAUUUCUGAAAUACAGUUUCUCAAUCCAAGAGGAGACAAGGUACACAUCAGUUUUUGUUAGAAUGAACUGGAUAUUUUGGAUACAGAAAUAAUUAUCUGCAGAGUAGUAGACCUAGCAGAAGAAAAUGCAGCUUCCAAACUUGACUUCCCAUGCAUCUAUCAGCUUUUUGCUGGAAAUGCAUUUCACUUGAAAAAUAAAAGUGAAUAAAUAAACUGAAGGUACCUUUUUAUUACUGGGGAGGGGAGGAUGUACAGAACAGUGAUAUACAUACAACACACACAGAUUAUGUACCCCAGUGGGUAGAAUUUUCAUACAAAGAUUUUACAAUUAAAGAGUGAAAAAGGUGCUUCAGCCUUGUACUGUGUAUAUAUUUAAAAAUGUUUUGUAUGUUUUUAUUACUUUAAUUAUUGUUAUAAAAAGCUUGCCAUUUUCAAUAUGUUUCUGCUUUUUUUUCUUUUUGGCAAAAAGAUAGCUUGCUUUUAGUGUUUGUACUGCUGCUGGUCAGGACAUGAAAAAAAUAUUGAAAUGUUUUUUUAAAAGAAUUUUAAGGAAAAAGCUUUCCACUGGGGCACGUGCUAUCACUUAGGCAUUUUGCGAUGCAUAGCACCAGUUUCUGGUACAGUAAAUUCUCCUGCGCAACUGGAGUUUCUUUUCCCCAUUUCCCCCUGCCCUGCUACCCCUUUUUUCUUCAAGCACUUGGAAUACUGAAUGUCAUAUGAUCUGUUGCUAUUGAGAGAAGAUCUUAGGGACUACACUAUCAACGUUAGUGGACAAUAAUUGGCUUUGUUCCUUUAACCAACACCACUUAAAAUCGUAGCACUAGCAGCAUCAAUUAUAUGAGGCUUCCAAAGAAGGAAACAUUAUUCCAAAAACAGCAAACAGUUAAUACAAAGGAAGAAAAAUACUGUGAUCUGUGCCUGAAGCUGUCUGUUUCCAACCUGCUUCAUAUACAGACCCAGUAGCACAGAAGCUACUUCUGGCACAGUGUGACCCUAUUCCACAAGAAUGCAUGUGUACAUGAGACCAUGAGGGUAGAUUUCAUGGGUCUUUCAUACCUGACUGCCAGUGCAGUUUGCAUAGCAUUCAGUUGGCUUACCCACAUGGUCAUGUUAUUCACAUGCCAUGCACUCCUGCAGCAGGAGGGUCACAUACACUAAAAAUAGGUCCCAGGCUCCUAGGUCCAAUGUGUUGGGGGCCCUCAGCCUUGUACUAAACCCAGGUAAAAGAGAUU
This is a messenger RNA of Podarcis muralis (Common wall lizard), 6764 nucleotides long. RefSeq names its product Gse1 coiled-coil protein (gene GSE1). Lineage: Eukaryota; Metazoa; Chordata; Lepidosauria; Squamata; Lacertidae. The record is from RefSeq and is a predicted model, not a curated record.